Molecule: messenger RNA, 2380 nt
Organism: Nymphaea colorata (pocket water lily)
Lineage: Eukaryota; Viridiplantae; Streptophyta; Magnoliopsida; Nymphaeales; Nymphaeaceae
Product: flowering locus K homology domain-like
Exons: 8
Coding region: 43-1068 (341 amino acids)
Biological process (GO): regulation of gene expression
Cellular component (GO): nucleus; cytoplasm
Molecular function (GO): mRNA binding
Source: RefSeq, a predicted model, not a curated record
UUUCCGACCCCAAGGAGUGUUGGUCUCUCCCGCGUCUUCUUGAUGAGUGACUAUGAGACGAGGGGGUCGUCUUCCGACGAUCGCGAGGAAGAGGGCGCCCCGCGGCCGUCCUCCCCCUCGGAGGAAGGUGAGGAGGACGCCCAAGGAAGCAGGAAGCGGCCUCGCCCUUCCGGCGAUGGCGAGGAUGAAGAUUGCCGGGACGGAGAUUUUCCGGCGAAAGUACCGGCGAGGUCCCGCGACAUCAUCUUCCGCAUCGUCGUCCCGUCCGUGCAAAUCGGCAGAGUCAUCGGCGUCAAGGGAAGCCAGAUCCGUCGGAUCCGAGAAGAGACCAGAGCGACUAUCAAAAUCGCCGAUGCCGUAACGCCAUUUGAAGAGCGUGUCAUCAUUAUAAGUUCUAGAGAUGAUGAAUGUGAAGUCUCUGAUGCAGAGCGUGCACUCCAGUAUAUAGCUAAAAUUAUUCUCCAGGAUGACAACAAUGGUAUGAUAGCACCAAGAGUGGGUACUGGGCAUUCUGCUAAGAACAUGAUCAGGCUUCUAAUUGCAGGGUCUCAGGCUGGUUGCCUGAUUGGGGUUUCUGGUCAUAGCAUUGCAGAAAUAAGAAAUUCUUCGGGUGCAACUGUCCAGAUCAUGGCACCAAAUCAUUUGCCUUCCUGUGCAUCUGCACAUGAAUCAGAUCGCUUGGUGCAGGUUUCGGGUGACAUUGCAGAAGUUCUGAAAGCUUUAGAGAGGAUAGGCUAUAAAUUAAGGGAAAAACCCCCAAAAAGAGUAAUUUCUAUCAGGCCAACUUACAAUUUCAGUGCAGGCCCUGCACCUUAUUUAACAGUACCUUCAGCAGACACUGUGACGUCUGAGAUAUUGAUCUCGGAGUCAAUGGUUGGUGGGUUGAUUGGAAAACACGGCUCCAACAUUUCGAACUUCAGGGCUUGGUCUGGUGCAACAAUUAGGGUCAUUGGUGAAAGAGGUGAAAGACCACAGAGACAUAUACGUAUUGAAGGCAGUGCCGAUCAGGUAGCUGCGGCCAAGAUGUUGGUAGAAAACUACAUUAGCUCACAAGUGAACGGGUCAUGACAAUGCCGAUCCUUUUACGCCUUUUGGGCGUUCACACCUCUUGUAUCAAUAAACUCUCUCUCUCUUUUACACCCGCAAUCAAUCAUGCAUGCUGAUCGAAACAUAGCACAGUAUGCACAAUAAGAGCGAGCACACACGUACACAUAAUCGGAAAUGGUCUGGUAGAGCCCAUCUGGUUUAAAACUUGUUCCUUUUCCACUGUUGCCAACGAGAACCUUACUUUUUUUUUUAAAAAAAAAUCGAAACAAAAAAACCCUUCUAUGAUCAUAUUCAAGAAAUUUUCGAACUUUCAUGGUCAGCUGCUUUAUCAUUGAAUUCUAUAAGGGGGCGUUUGAUAGCCAGGUGCACUGUCGAGGAGGGGGAAUUGUACGGAUUUCCUCUGUACCUAAAGGAUGUGUUUGGGAACCAUUCUGAUGAAAAUGACAUGAUUUUUAUGUAUUACUAAAAUAUAACUCCUCAACUUUGUGGAAAGACAAACUCCAUAAACAUCUUCUAAUUUGGUGUUCCAAAGGGGUUGAUGAUUUGCCGAACAUGAAUGGGAAUUCAAGCCACGUCAAAAGAUUCAAAACAUUUGCUUUGUCUGGAUUGAUAUCUCCAUGUGCAAGUCUGCAACUCGUUUUUAACUACAAUGUCUGUCUUUUGCCUAUAAGAUUUCCAUUUCAGAGCUUCAUCAAAUGUGGUCUCAGCACUGAAGCUCUAUCCAAUUCUAAUCGUGAAAUAGGUUUUAAGAGGGCCUAAGUUUUGUGCAUUUUGUAACCCUACUACCGCACACUGUUUUUAUCCAUGGAUAUUUUUGAGGGAGACUCUGUUCUUUCUUCUCAUUUCUGUUUUUUGCUUUUCCCUUCAUCCGGGAAGGGUGGGGCAGCUGGGGUUAGGCAAAUCUUUUCUGGAUUAUGUGAAUGGAGAUGCAACUUGCGUGUGGAAGGUCUUAUUUAUAUGCAAUAUCCUAGGUAGAGGAAACUUGUUGGUCAUUGGACUGCAUUUUGUACAAAGAAUGUGCAAAAUUAAGAGACGGGCAGUAUACAUGAUAUGUGCAUUUUAAGUUUAAAAUUUCUAUGUAGCUAAAUACAAAGUACAUUGAAUGCGGAAAGGCUUUAGAUCCAGGCAUAGACUCUGGGACACUUGAACAUUGUGGUAGUGAAGUUUUUGGUGUGUUUUCAUGUCGUGUAAGCAGUAUUAUCUGUAUCAUAGCCGCAUGUUGGGGUAUUAGCCUUGUUUACAUUCUUUUGCGCAUCUUUUUGAUGUUUUUCGUGUACAGCGAAUGAUUGAUUAGUGAAUAUAUCUGAAAUAUGUUACUUUUUUACUGUUUUCA